This is a messenger RNA of Pipistrellus kuhlii (Kuhl's pipistrelle), 1238 nucleotides long. RefSeq names its product olfactory receptor 18-like. NCBI's taxonomy places the organism in Eukaryota, Metazoa, Chordata, Mammalia, Chiroptera, Vespertilionidae. Gene Ontology annotation, molecular function: olfactory receptor activity; G protein-coupled receptor activity. The transcript has a single exon. Gene Ontology annotation, cellular component: membrane. The record is from RefSeq and is a predicted model, not a curated record. Bases 32 to 1078 code for a protein of 348 amino acids. Gene Ontology annotation, biological process: G protein-coupled receptor signaling pathway.
UGCCGCUGAAGGUAAUAAAAAGAGAGGGUAUAUGGUCCUCAACUGUAAAUACUUUAUUUAUGUAUCGUUUGAAUCCAAAGUAUGGACACCUGUACACUUGUUCCAUUUAUUUAAUACCCUCUUAUUUUUCAAAAUGUGUCUUAUCUGCAUAGAAACACAGAAUCUAACAGGUGAUUCAGAAUUCUUCCUCCUGGGACUCUCAGAUGAUCCAGAACUGCAGCCUCUUCUGUUUGGGCUGUUCCUGUCCAUGUACCUGGUGACCAUGCUCGGGAACCUACUUAUUAUCCUGGCUGUCAUCUCUGACUCUCACCUCCACACACCUAUGUACUUCUUCCUUUCCAACUUGUCCUUGGCUGACAUCAGUUUCAGUACCACUUCAGUUCCUAAGAUGCUGCGGAACCUCCAGACUCACAACAAGUCCAUCACCUAUGCAGGCUGCCUAACUCAGGCUACCUGUUAUUCUCUUUUUGGAUGUUUAGACAGUCUACUCCUGGCUGUGAUGGCCUAUGACCGUUUGGUGGCCAUUUGUCAGCCCCUACACUACCUGGUCAUCAUGAGCCCUCGCCUCUGUGGCUUGUUGGUCCUGCUGUCAUUUUUCAUCAGCCUUUUGGACUCCCAGCUGCACUACUUGAUGGUGUCACAACUUAGCUUCUGUGCAGAUGUGGAAAUCCCUCAUUUUUUUUGUGAGCCUUCUCAACUCUUCAACCUUGCCUGUUCUGACACCUCUACCAAUGACAUAUUGAUCUACUUUAUUGGCGCCAUCUUUGGUGGUGUCCCACUCUCAUGGAUUCUUUUCUCUUACUAUAGAAUUGUGUCCUCCAUUCUGAGAAUGCCAUCAUCAGGUUCAAAAUAUAAAGCCUUCUCCACCUGUGGCUCUCACUUGUCAGUUGUUUGCUUAUUUUAUGGGACAGGCCUUGGUGUGUACCUCAGUUCAGCUGUCUCAUCUUCCCUGAAGAAAGAUGCAGUGGCCUCAGUGAUAUACACUGUGGUCAACCCCAUGCUGAACCCCUUCAUUUACAGCCUAAGGAACAGGGACAUCAAGAAUGCCCUAUGGAGGAUGGUCAGAAGAAUAGUCUGAUCUCUAUACCUGUGCUAUCAUUUUUGUUCUUAGACUGGAAAAAGCAGAAAAUCAAACAAUAGGAAAUUCUGAAGAUUGCCUUGCCAGUGUUGCUCAGUGGUUGAGUGUUGACCUUUGAAUCAGAAGGUCACAGUUCGAUUCCCAGUUGAAGCAUGUGUCU